Molecule: messenger RNA, 1740 nt
Organism: Neltuma alba
Lineage: Eukaryota; Viridiplantae; Streptophyta; Magnoliopsida; Fabales; Fabaceae
Product: protein GAMETE EXPRESSED 1-like
Exons: 7
Coding region: 1-1665 (554 amino acids)
Source: RefSeq, a predicted model, not a curated record
AUGGGUGGUAACCAUGGUCGUCUUAUGGUUUUUAUCGUGCUCUGUUUCUUCACAAGAAGCGAGUCAUGGAAUUGGUUCUCAUCAUUAUCAUCAACCUCCGGAAGGACCCAUUGUGGAUCAAACACAGUGAGAGGUUCAGUUGCAGAAUACUCAGCGGAAGGUUUAAAUGACGAGAGGGGAAUAAAGUUAGUGGAGAACGCAAAGGAGAAAAUGGUGAGAUCAAACUGGUGUUGGCAAAACGCAUAUAAGAAUGUAUUUGCAGGGUGUUCUGAGAUUCUAGCAGAUGAAGAGAAACGUUCAAGACUUGCUUGGCAUCUCAGUGAUUGCUUCCAAAGAGACUCUGGUCGGCCUCAUUUUCCACAUUGUGAUGCGAAAUCACCCAUGUCUAGUUGCCUCAAAGCUCUCGAUGAUCUUGCCCACAAAGUCUAUCUUGAGUUCUAUCUCGAAACCAACACAAUCUGCCAUCAGUUGCAAGCUCACGCCUUCAAACACGAGACAGAGAGACUCAUCACAGGCCUCAAAAUUUCAGCCCAUACAUCGUACGAAGGUUUUGAUGAGGAAUUCAGAGAGCAUAUAUUUGAGCAGGGGAAGAAAAUUGCAGACUCACAAUUACAGUUUGCGGAAGUACAAGAGGAUAUGAAGAUGAGAUUUAAGGAAGGGAUUGAGAUUCUGAAAGAGUCGCAGAAUAAUUUAGGGGAAGAAAUAGGGAAGAUAAGGGAUGAAUCCAUUGAGAUUCAGAAGGAGAUCAUUAAAGUUGGAGACACAGUGUCACAAGAGAUGCAAAGUCUUCAUAGUAAAACUGAGAAUAUUGUUCACUUGGCUGCUAUUUCCUUGGACAAACAACAACAUCUCAUUCAUGGCCAAUCCAAAGCACUCGACAACCUCAAUUCAUUAUCUGAGUUCCAAUCAAAAGCACUCACGAAACAAAGGUUGACUUUCCAACAGCUUGCUGAGUUUGGACAGAGACAUCACCAAGAGCUUCUUCUUCGACAGGAACAAGUUCAAGGACUUCAUGAUCGUUUAAUGACGAAUUCAAAAUCAAUACUUGCUGCUCAAGAAUCUUUUGAAUCAAAACAGGCUAGCAUGUUCGCUGCGUUGGACAAGAUAUUUUCUCUGCAGAAUGCUAUGUUUGUGGAAUCACGAAUGAUCAAAGCUUUUAUUGUUUAUUUUGUGUCCAUUUUUGUCAUCUAUAUGUUGACCAGCACGAAGCAGACGUACAAUACCAGGCCGUGGCUGUAUAUUGGACUUUGUGUUGUGUUCUUAAUGGAAAUAAGCAUCGUUCGUUUCACCAGCGGUAACAUUGAACAACAGGCUUGCAUCAUUAGUAUCAUCAGAUCAGUUUUCAUGAUCAUCGCUUCUGCUCAACUUAUCUACGCCAUUUUCACUUACAGAGAUUAUGAAGUUUUGAACUUUCACUUGCUGCGCGAUCUAGUUGAUAGGGUUACCAUCAUGGAACAGCAAAAGAAAAAACUGGCUUGGGUGAUGGAUGAAGAAGAAGAAGAAGAUUUGGAAUGGUCACGAUGGAUUGAUACAGAUUUGCCAGAGGAAGUGAAUUGUAUUGAAGAUCCAGAUUUUAUAUUUCCAGAGGAAGAAGUUGGGGAGAAUUCCAUUACUGUGUCUUCCAGGAAAUAUAAUUUACGAAGUCGGAGAAGCCAUUAUGGUUGAUUUAAUUAAAUUGACAGGGGAUGAGCACUUUCAUGUUUUGUGAUGAGAAAAUAUGUAAUGUGUAUUCUAUUUAAG